Molecule: messenger RNA, 1860 nt
Organism: Perca fluviatilis (European perch)
Lineage: Eukaryota; Metazoa; Chordata; Actinopteri; Perciformes; Percidae
Product: cilia- and flagella-associated protein 251-like
Source: RefSeq, a predicted model, not a curated record
CCCAAUACUACACACACUCUCCCUGAUGUUGCACACACACCUAACAACACACACACACUCUCUGAUUCUACGACACACACUCCCAGAACCCCUCACACACUCUCUGCUGCUGCCAAUGCACCUAACAAUGCACACACAUGUUCUGCUGCUACAAAACACACUCCCACAACCACUAACAGGCACUCGGAUGCUGCACACACACUCCCUGAUGUUGUAAACACACCUAACAACCCUGAAACACUCUCUGAUUCUGGGACACACACUCCCAGGACCCCUCACACACUCUCUGCUGCUGCUGGCCCGGCUAACGCUCGCUCCCCCCGGCCCUGUGCGGAGGUCAGCUCCCACGCCGAGCUUUGCUCGCGGCUCAUCGAGGAAAACCUGAACCUGAAGGACUCGCGUGGACCUCUCAUCCCCUCUGGCGGCUGGACGCCACAGGAACAGAAAGGAGGUACUGAUUCAGAGGAGGAGCGAGGGAAAGGGAGGGAGACAGAGGAGGAGAUGGAGAGGGAGACAGAGAGGGAGACAGAGGAGGAGAUGGAGAGGGAGACAGAGGAGGAGAGGGAGAAAGGGAAGUGUGAGACAGUAGUUGAUGAAGGUGAAGAGAAGGAAGAAGAAGCCAAGGAUGAAGAUGAAGAUUUGCUGACUGAAAGUGGCGAGACGGAGGAAGAGUUGGAGGAGGUGGAGGUGGAAGAGGAGGUCCAGGUUACAGUUCUGAAGCAGAGUCAGGAAAGAAGGGAGGAGGAGCAGGUGAUGAAAGAAGACAAGAGAAAAAGAGGGGAAGAGGAAGAGGAGGAAGAGAGACGAUGUGAACAGACGCAUACAGAUAAGGAAGCUGAUUCAUGUUUGAACGCAAACUCUGAGGACUCUUAUUCUGAAAAUACAGAAAACAAACACUCUGAGGACUCUUAUUCUGAAAAUACAGAAAACAAACACCCUGAGGACUCUUAUUGUGAAAACCACACACUCCAAACUCUCUCUGAGGACUCUUAUUGUGAAAACAACACACUCCAAACACUCUCUGAGGACUCUUAUUCUGAAAAUACAGUAAACAAACACACUGAGGACUCUUAUUGUGAAAACCACACACUCCAAACUCUGUCUGAGGACUCUUAUUCUGAAAAUACAGAAAAUAAACACCCUGAGGACUCUUAUUCUGAAAACCACACACUCCAAACACUCUCUGAGGACUCUUAUUCUGAAAAUACAGAAAACAAACACUCUGAGGACUCUUAUUCUGAAAAUACAGAAAACAAACACCCUGAGGACUCUUAUUGUGAAAACCACACACUCCAAACUCUCUCUGAGGAGCCUAACACACCAGCGAUGGAUCCAGACUCACUUUGCACUGAACCUGAGGACUCUGAAGAUAGACAGGAAGAGAGGGAGGAUGAGGAAGAGGAGGAGAAAGAAGAAGGAGAAGCAGAGGUUGAAAGAGGAAGAACUGCAGAGCUUCAAAAUAAAGGCCUCGGCAGCCUGGCUGCCGGUCCCAGUCCAACAGAACCGGACCAAUCAGCAGCCUCUCCACACCCGGACCAAUCAGCAGCCACUCCACAGCCGGACCAAUCAGCUGCUGCCACAGUCCCAGUCCUGUCCUCCUUCUACAGAGUGCUGCUCACAUCUGGAGCGCUGUGUCUGCCUGGAACCAGAGACCGCGGCGGUCGAGCUCUUCUGACGGUCUGCACCGGGAACGCCGUGUGGGCCGACCCGGACUUUGACGGCGCCGCGCUGGUGCGCCUCCUGCUCUACUACUCCUCCACCCUCUGGAAGGACGUGGCAGCGUCCGGGCUGACGGUGUUGGUGGAUGCCCGCAGAGCGUCUCCGGUCCCGGCCCUGUUCUCUGCCCUCCAGGCCCUGCAG